CCUCAAAAAUCUGAUUACAUUUCAGGCAGGGGCUUCAAGAGAAAAGAACAAUGGCUGCCAGACAGCAAGGCAAAAGGAAAGUCAGAGAUGCAAAGAGAAAGAAAAUCCAAAAGAAGCAUCAGCCAGCUAAGCGGAAGCAGAAGAAACGGCAGCCUAGGAAACAAAAGAAGCACCAGGCUCGUCCUAAGCGUCGGGUCAAGCAGGCCUCCGCCACCAAGUCAGCGGACAGUGGUCCAGAGAGGGUCUGCUCCCCAAGGCUGUUUGCCUCCAAGGUCCUUCGGCAGAUGCCCAAGGUGAGGAUGGAGGCCAAGGCCAGGAGCCUGAUGAAGACCUUGCUGACCGAUGUCUACGACCAUGUGGCCACAGAGGUGGAGAAUUUGAGCCAGAAGAACGAGCUGUCCGACCUCAGUGGCACAGAUGUGCAAGCCGCCUUGAAGGAAGCCAUGACAAAGGAGCUGGCCAAGCACUCGGCCGAACCCACCAGCACCGAAUGUGCUUAGAGAAGCAUUCUCCCUUCUACUGCAGGAAGCCGAAGGGAGAAGACCAAAGAUCUUAAAAAAUAUCCAAGAAACUUUAAGGUAUUUUCCUGCCCUUUUAAGCAUAAAAAAUCCUGUGGUCUACCUUUCCUAAGAAGGCACCAACUUUCACCUCCACAAUUGUUAUUCCCAAACAAUAGGAAGGAAGUUAAAGUGAAGACUGUAUUUUUGAAGACAAUUUCAUCAGCAUCUAAGCCAGAACUUCAAGGUCAAGGCUAAGAAAGAUGAGCCAUGAUUAAAUGUUUGACAUAAUUGUUUGUGAGGUAUUUGCAAAAAGGAAAAGGAACAUCAUAUGUACAGUAUGUAUAUAUGUCUCUCCAAUAAAUCAGGAUUUUAGCAAUUACAGUCAAUGAA
Molecule: messenger RNA, 890 nt
Organism: Crotalus tigris (Tiger rattlesnake)
Lineage: Eukaryota; Metazoa; Chordata; Lepidosauria; Squamata; Viperidae
Product: histone H2B.2-like
Exons: 1
Coding region: 51-500 (149 amino acids)
Cellular component (GO): nucleosome
Molecular function (GO): protein heterodimerization activity; structural constituent of chromatin; DNA binding
Source: RefSeq, a predicted model, not a curated record